UAAACGGCUAUCAUCCCGAGAAGCGGUCGGAUCCCAAAACGGGUCGCCACCCCUUUCUGCGAUCAGCAGAAAAAUCAGGUUCCUUACCGAGCGCAGGCUUCCAAAGCCUGGACGACGCGAUAGCAAUGGACGAGACAGCAGGAAGUCUUACUCUCAUUCAACUAUGUCUGUUCCCUAGGCGUAACAUGUCUUUCGCGCCGCAUGUUUGGAAAACCCUACUUCCUCUUCGAUUCUUCGAUGUAUGCUUCAAGACGGAGUUUGUUACUCUGUCAGAAGAAGAUUUACCUGCACAGUUCGGCGUGCCUAAGGUCACAUUACCGAUGCUGCUUAUCAAUUCGAAAGAUCAUGGACUCUUACGACAUUGCUCAAUACUUAGAGAAGAUGUUCUCGUCCGCAACGAAAUCAAUCUACGCACCUGGAGGUAAUGGCGCCGCGGAAGAUGACAUUGCUGGACGCGCUUACGCGCGUUUCACCGAACAAUGGUUUGAUAAAUGCAUAGCUCACGAAAUCAGGCCUUGUGCUCUCCACAAUAGCUAUAGUCAAUUUCCCGUAGACGAUGAUAUCGCGGACGUGAAAAGCAGGCAACACUUCCUGGAAAAGUUUGGUCAAGCUAAGCUGGACGAGUUAAUUGCCCAAAACGCGAACACGACUUGGAAAAAGGAACAGUACGCCCGGGCGAGGAAGCCGUAAGAAAUUUUGAAUUCCAGAACAAGACUGACUUUGGACGUGCAGACUAGGAGUUUUCGACCUGCUUCCACGAGAACGGCGUGAACGCGGAGAACCUGAGAAGUUCAUUGCAGGAACCAAGCCAACACACGCAGACUUCUGG
Guyanagaster necrorhizus is the source of this 829-nucleotide messenger RNA. RefSeq lists its product as uncharacterized. Bases 346 to 690 code for a protein of 114 amino acids. The transcript has 5 exons. Lineage: Eukaryota; Fungi; Basidiomycota; Agaricomycetes; Agaricales; Physalacriaceae. The record is from RefSeq and is a predicted model, not a curated record.